AUGUUACUUUUCCCCGGCGAUGUCGUUCCGGAGCUUCCGACCCCACAGAAGGCAAAUACAGCUUUAAAAGUCGGGCCGGGAUUGACUUAUACCCCACCUGACAAGGUCGUUGCGCACAGGGUUGGAGAGCUUCAUGUCGAUGAUAGGAAAUGCGCCGUUUGGAUGGAAGGAAAUGGGAAGAGGUAUAUCCCUUCACUCAACGACGCAGUUAUAGCUACUGUCCUCAGAUCCACAUCUGACUCCUACAUACUUGCUAUUCCUUCUUCCACCUCGCCUGCCCCCGCUAGCGUCCAGGCCCUUCUCCCACAUCUUGCAUUCCCGCAGGCUACAAAAAAGACCCGCCCAAUCCUCCACCCAGGAUGUACUGUGUAUGCACGAGUUUCUUUAGCCAACAAGCACAUGGACCCAGAGCUGGAAUGCUACGACGCAGAAUCACAGAAAGCUGAAGGAUUCGGCGAGCUGAAAGGUGGCAUGGUCUUCAAUGUUUCACUGGGGAUGGCUAGGAGACUCCUGGGAGACGGGAAGAAGAUCAGACAGCUACAGUUGAGAGCACGCAAAGCAGAAGGAACUGAGGCCGAAGGCGGGGAAAUCUCCAACGGUAUGGAAGUGCUUGAGGAGUUAGGAAGAGUACUGGCCUUUGAGAUUGCGGUGGGCAGAAACGGAAGGGUGUGGGUUGACAGUGAGGAUACAAAGGAGAUGAACAGAGGGUAUUGGUGA
Morchella sextelata is the source of this 717-nucleotide messenger RNA. RefSeq lists its product as uncharacterized. The record is from RefSeq and is a predicted model, not a curated record. The coding region runs from base 1 to 717 and encodes 238 amino acids. Gene Ontology annotation, cellular component: nuclear exosome (RNase complex); cytoplasmic exosome (RNase complex). Gene Ontology annotation, biological process: U4 snRNA 3'-end processing; nuclear polyadenylation-dependent rRNA catabolic process; exonucleolytic trimming to generate mature 3'-end of 5.8S rRNA from tricistronic rRNA transcript (SSU-rRNA, 5.8S rRNA, LSU-rRNA). NCBI's taxonomy places the organism in Eukaryota, Fungi, Ascomycota, Pezizomycetes, Pezizales, Morchellaceae. Gene Ontology annotation, molecular function: RNA binding. The transcript is spliced from 3 exons.